AUGGGUUGUGUGUUUGGUAAAGAGUCAUUGGUGGAGGAGAGGAGAGAGGAAGUGAGAGAAGAGAAAGUAGAUGUGGAUGGUGGUGGAGAGGUUGAGAAUGUGAAAGAGGGUGGAGAGGAGAAGAGAGUGAGGCAUGGAGGGGAGAGAAGAAGGCGAUCUUCGAAGGCGAAUCCGAGGUUGAGUAAUCCUUCUAACAAUGUUCAUGGUGAACAGGUUGCAGCUGGCUGGCCUUCUUGGCUUUCUAAGGUUGCUGGUGAAGCUAUCAAUGGUUUGGUUCCUAGGAGGGCUGAUACUUUUGAGAAGCUUGAUAAGAUUGGGCAAGGUACAUAUAGCAAUGUUUACAAGGCUAGGGAUACUUUAACCGGGAAGAUCGUUGCGCUAAAGAAGGUUCGGUUUGACAAUUUAGAGCCCGAGAGUGUGAAGUUCAUGGCUAGAGAGAUUCUGAUUCUGCGUCGUUUGGAUCAUCCCAAUGUUGUUAAACUGGAAGGCUUGGUGACUUCUAGAAUGUCGUGUAGUUUGUAUCUUGUGUUUGAAUAUAUGGCUCAUGAUUUGGCUGGACUUGCUACAAACCCCGCGAUUAAGUUCACAGAGCCUCAGGUAAAAUGCUACAUGCAUCAACUAUUUUCUGGGCUGGAACAUUGUCACAACCGUCACGUGCUGCAUCGUGAUAUAAAGGGUUCGAACCUUCUUAUUGACAACGAUGGAAUUCUCAAGAUUGCUGAUUUUGGAUUAGCUUCCUUCUUUGAUCCUGAUCACAAGCACCCGAUGACAAGUAGAGUGGUGACUUUAUGGUACCGACCUCCAGAGCUUCUUCUUGGAGCCACCGAGUAUGGUGUAGGAGUCGACCUCUGGAGUGCUGGCUGCAUUCUUGCAGAAUUGUUGGCUGGAAAACCUAUCAUGCCUGGUCGAACCGAGGUGGAGCAACUACAUAAGAUAUUUAAGCUAUGUGGUUCUCCUUCUGAAGAAUAUUGGAAAAAAUCAAAGCUUCCACAUGCUACCAUUUUUAAGCCACAACAAUCAUACAAGCGAUGCAUAGUGGAGACUUUUAAGAAUUUUCCACCGUCAUCCCUGCCACUGAUCGAGACGCUUCUCGCAAUUGAUCCAGAUGAACGUCUGACUGCCACUGCUGCAUUGCAUAGUGAAUUCUUUAUUACAAAGCCUUAUGCUUGUGAUCCCUCUAGCCUUCCGAAAUAUCCUCCUAGCAAGGAGAUGGAUGCGAAACUACGCGACGAAGAAGCUAGAAGAUUGAGAGCUGCUGGUAGAUCGAAUGCUGAAGGUGUCAAGAAAUCCCGCCCUCGUGAGCGAAUAGCAAGGGGCCUUCCCGUUCCAGACGCCAAUGCUGAACUGCAAGCAAACAUCGAUAGACGGCGAUUGAUCACGCACGCAAACGCUAAAAGCAAGAGUGAAAAAUUUCCUCCUCCACACCAAGACGGAGCUCUAGGCUAUCCUCUCGGCUCUUCCCAACACAUGGACCCCAUGUUCGAUCCACCGGACGUUCCAUUCAGUUCCACAAACUUGUCACUACCAAAAACAAAUAUCCAUACAUGGUCCGGUCCAUUGACAGAACCCGGUAGCGUCGGCGCACCUAGGAGAAAGAAGAAACAUGGCAGGUGA
This is a messenger RNA of Lathyrus sativus (Indian pea), 1614 nucleotides long. Lineage: Eukaryota; Viridiplantae; Streptophyta; Magnoliopsida; Fabales; Fabaceae. The record is from the annotation of a GenBank genome assembly.